UUUGAGGGCAAAAUAAAUGGUUCGCUAACAAAAAGGCGAAAAAAUACGCAAAAAGGGACUGUCGGUAGCGCGCAGUCGAGCAGAAAACAACAUGAACUUUCCUCUGGCCAACGCUAACAAGGACACCUUGCGAGCGGCCUGCAAAAAAUGCGGCUACGCAGGUCACCUGACUUACCAAUGCCGGAAUUUUCUCAAGGUGGACCCCAACAAAGAGAUACUGCUCGAUGUGGAGAGCACCAGCUCUGACUCGGAAUUGGACUACUUGACGCCGCUGACUGAGCUGAGGGCCAAGGAGCUGAAAGGCGGCGUCGAGGCAUCAGCUGCACCGCAGCCGCCGCUGACAACAGCAACAACAAUCACUACGACCACGACUGCUGCACGCAAAGAAGAUAAGAAGCGCAGCAGCAGUAGCUCGAAGAGGAAUAAAAAGGCGGCGGUGGAGUCCACUGACACGAAACAAAAAAAAUCAGUGCGACACAAGAAGCGCAAGAAGAAGAAGACCAAGAGCAAGAAGCACAAGAAGAGCGAGGGCGGCGGCGGAAAGACCAACAGUAAGUCAAACAGUAGCAGCGGUGGCGGCGGCGGCAACAGAGAACUGGCCAAGAAGCACAGCAGCAGUGUCAGUAGCAGUACCAGGAAGACGAAGCGCCGUCGCUCUUCCAGCACCUCAUCUUCCUCAUCCUCGGACACAUCCACAUCGGAGUCAUCCAGUAGCGACACUGAAUCGGAUUCCAGCGACAACGAAGAGUCCAGCACGAGCGAAUCGGACGAAUACGGACGCAAAAAGAAACGGCAGGGCAAGUACAAGCGCAAGGCGGAGGAAAUGGCCAUGCUGCGUCGCAAGAAGACCAAAGUGAAGCGCAAGCGUCACCGUGCCGGCGGAUCGAGCGCACCAGCUGCAAGCAGCUACCUGAGCAGCCUCAGCGACAGCGACACCUACUAACUACAUAUUAACUAACUGAUGAAGGAAUGCCUGCCAGCAGCUGUGGUGCUGUGGCUGCUGUGGCUGUGUGGCUGCCCAAAGCACUAUCCGUAUCUAGUUUGAUUUCCGACUAGGUGUAAGCAAAUGACGAAGCCGCGACGAGUUAUACAUUAGGCCAUAAGUUACUUUGUCAGCUGUCGAAGCAGACAACAGACAGAGUCCGACAAGAGACGAUACCGAUGCACUUCCACAGUGACAAGAAUCACUACCUUUAUACGAGUACUACCUUGUUUAUACGACGCUAAAGAUACACUAAAUGAUGAUAACGAAUAUAACCCCCUCCUGAACGAAUCAGGGGACAAGCUAAACGUUAUCAAUUUUGUAGACUGCCGGAUAAUGCCAAUUCCGAGCUCCCAAAAAACACUGAACCCUAGACUUGUACAACCCCCUAAGUUUAAGCGAUGAAGAAACUUGAUGAUACUGCAAGAUGCUGCAAAUACAAGAAAUAGUUUGUACAAAUCAAAAAAACAAGGAAAA
Molecule: messenger RNA, 1459 nt
Organism: Drosophila persimilis
Lineage: Eukaryota; Metazoa; Arthropoda; Insecta; Diptera; Drosophilidae
Product: protein SREK1IP1
Exons: 2
Coding region: 92-943 (283 amino acids)
Molecular function (GO): zinc ion binding; nucleic acid binding
Source: RefSeq, a predicted model, not a curated record